Molecule: messenger RNA, 2594 nt
Organism: Anguilla rostrata (American eel)
Lineage: Eukaryota; Metazoa; Chordata; Actinopteri; Anguilliformes; Anguillidae
Gene: fgf9
Product: fibroblast growth factor 9
Exons: 4
Coding region: 263-850 (195 amino acids)
Biological process (GO): positive regulation of gene expression; animal organ morphogenesis; positive regulation of protein phosphorylation
Cellular component (GO): cytoplasm
Molecular function (GO): fibroblast growth factor receptor binding; growth factor activity
Source: RefSeq, a predicted model, not a curated record
AUGACAAUGAUGAUGAAAGGGGUGUUGCGGAGGAGGAAGAAGAGAUAUAAGUAGGAUAAAGAGGGAAACGAUGGCAGGCUGACCCUGCAGAACAGAGCUGUUUACACUGAGCGGAGAACACGGCGUUCGACGGCACAGGCCACAGAAGGAGCAGAGCGGAGGACAGUCCCACGCCAUUCCAUUCUGUUCCGCGCCAGGAGGGGUCUCUGCGUUGGUCUGAACGUUUUGGGUCAAGAGCAUCAUGGCAGGGUGGUGACCCCCCAUGGCCACCUGCCGUCUCAUGCUGCUCCUACGGCUGGUGUUUCUGGCUGCUUGGGCGAGUCACCUCUGCGCAGAUGCAGGUACUGCAUUCUCUGGGGACCAGGGCAGCCAGCUGCGCACAAAGUGGCAGGCUUCUAUACGAGAGGCCGGGCUGAGCAACAGCAACAAAGGUGUCUCACCUCCUCGGCCAAUUACAGCUGGGAGCACCAAGCAGCUGCUUUAUUGCCGCAUCGGGAUUGGCUACCACUUACAGAUCCUGCCCAAUGGGACUGUAGGAGGGGUGCAUGAACACACUGAAUACAGCUGGCUGAAGAUGUUUGCGAUGGAGCAGGGGGUUGUGGGAGUGCAGGGUCUGAAGAGUGGGCUAUACCUGUGUAUGAACAAAGAUGGGAUCUCACAUGGAUUGAGUCGGUUCACAGCAGACUGUCUCUUCCGGGAGAGUCUGGAGGAGAAUCAUUACAGCACCUACUCCUCCAUCUCAUACCCGGGCUUCUACCUGGCUCUCUCCCCCCGAGGCGGGGCAAGGAGGGGUGGCAGUGUGAGCAAACAGCAGCCCGGUACCCACUUCCUGCCCCGGAGGGUCCAGUGAAGAACCCCCCCCCCCCACCACAACCCACAAACAAUGAACAGCCCCCACUAACUUAACAGUGGAUCCCAGCUCCUGCUUCCGGGGUAAUAUCUGUGCCUCCAUUGAAAACAUCCUGUCUUAACAGAGGGGUGGAGGAAUCUUGUCAACUCCAGCAGAAACUCUUCUGAUCUCUUCUCCCACAGAAACUGUUCUGAUAACCCUGCCCAGGUCCUUAGGCCUGACAUAAUAAACUAAUAAAGUAAAACUAGGCAUCAGAUUAUACUGUAUGUGGAUGAAAUUUUACAUUUUUGCUGAUUUGUCAGUCACUUACCGUGUCUAUGGCCUCUUGUGUGCUAUUUUGGGGGAGUGGGACUUCAGGGGGAGGGGGGUAAAUACUCAUCGAGUGAUAUAAGCAGCAGGCCCUAGCUGCACAGCCAUAUCAUGUUCCCAGCAUGCUUUUCAUGUUCUAACAGUAUUAUGGCAUUCCACUACACUGUAGCAGUGAUGUCAGUGGCAGCAGAAUCCACAGACUAACCAAAUGAUCAGCUUGUGCUCACAGCACCUUCUGUGCUUUCAACGUCCUGAUAGGAGGUUCUGGUUGGUAACAGGAUUUUCUGGUAGUACAUUACAGUAAAGGAUGUCCAUUACCAUGCGUCUUCAUAAAUAUUUAUAGGGUAUACAGAAAUGAAUUUUUUCACCUUUAGCAGUCAGCCCUAAAUGUUCAAUGUUUGGAAUCUGGAGCAGGAUAUGUUGUGGGUCUGUAGAAUCUUUGGUAUCACUCCUGUCCCAGCUCAGAUGGGACACACACACACACACACACACACACACUACAGGUGGUGUGUAGACCAAAAUUUUCAGAGAGUAAAACAUUUUAUUCUCCCUGAUUGUGUCCCACCCCUAUUCUCUCCCCUCUCUGAUUUUUAAGUAGAAAAUAUUAUAAAAAUUACCAUGCUAAUACAUAUCUAUCAUGCACUGGCAAUGUCUAUCUUUAUGCAAGUUCACUGAAUUUGUGCACCUUUACCUCUAUUUGGUAAUAUAAAAUGUGUUUGGGACACUUCUGGGCGUGACACUCUUUUCUGUGUGGGGAGGAGUGGGUUUGGCUACAGAGCCUGUGGUUUGGGAUCAGAAUGUUUGUUGCUAUAGCUAGCCACCCACUGUAAUGGCCCAGAUACAGUGCAGCAAAAAGAUGGGGCCCGUUCAAGAACCUCUAGCUAUGCAGGUUUCGCAGACAUCCGGUUUUUUAAUUAUUUGUACAUGUCCAGUUCAUGGUCCUGACCGGACAAUGUAACCUAAUGUUCGGUCCGAGUAAUUGAGGAGGAAUUUACCUGUAGUUUCUAAUGAAUGUGCAUGUCUGUGAUUCGGUCAGGUACUCUGGGUGAGUCAGCAGGGGCAGGGUUGAAGAUGGAGGAGGACACUUCUUUUAUUGUAAAACACAAUGAAAAAUCCUGCAUAGUAUGGCUUUAACACAAAGUGUAAAUGUAACAAUGUAUCAACAUUAGGAAAUGUCAUAAAUGUGUAUUACUCAAAGGUCUUAUCUAUCAACUCUCCUUGAGGAGUCCUGCACUGGUUGGAUUUAGAUGUCUUCAAGAAAUGUGAACUAUUUAACAUUAUUUUAACAUUCUUAUGCACAUCUACUAUAUAUAUAUAUAUGUACUAGAUUUAUAGUGAGGUCAUCUACUUCUGUAAGAAUGGUGUACGCUGGUUGUUAGCCUGUGAGAUGAUUCAUUUAUGAAUUCAUUUGCAAUUAAUGUCAAAGUGUUUAAGG